GUUCUGAAUAGGUUGCAAACUCCGCCAGCAUCGUCAUUCGUCAUUGAUCCGCAUCGAUCAGCAGCAUCGACCAGAAGAGAGAAGACUAUGAACCAUGAAGAGAAAGUCAGAAGACAUCGCUUCUUACUUUAAGAAGAAAAUUAGCGCAGGAGGAGAGAGAGAGCCGACGGUUGAGCAGAGGCAUAGUGAUGAGGAGAUGGAGGAGGAAGAUGAGGGGGAGGAGCAGACAGAGCAGCAUGAGCAUGCUGGAGAGGGACAGUUAGCAGAGAGCACAGAGGCGAGGCAGGGGUCAGCAGCAGGUGUUCGAUCUGCUCCUGGACCAACAGAUAUCUCGCAGUCAAGAGCAGAACAGCCAAAACAGCCACAUCUGCAAAACUUCCCGCGAACCCAUCAAGGGGACAGAAGACGGUGUUUUUCAAAAGACUGGUACAGCAAACAUAAAUGGCUGGAAUAUUCUCAAAGUAAGGACUCUGCCUUCUGUUAUGCCUGUCGCCAUUUCAGUCUCCCCAACUCAGGGGAUUCGGCGUUUACAUCUGAAGAGGGUUUUAAAAAUUGGAAAAAGGCAACCUUCAAAGAUGGGGGACUUUUAGGCCAUGCUAAAUCCGAAGUACAUACUAAUGCAAUGUUAGCAUGGGCCGAAUAUCAAAAGUCUACAGAAAGCAUGUCCUCUCUCUCAGCCUCCUUAAAUGCUGAAUAUAACAAGUUAGUGAGGGAAAACCGAGAAUACAUAAAAAUUGUCGGGGAAACCCUGCUCCUCACUGCUACACAAAACAUCGCACAAAGAGCACAUAAAGAAUCAGAGGGUGAGAAUAAAGGAAAUUUUCUCUCCAUCAUGGAGCUGAUGGCCAAACACAAUCCCAUGGUAAAAAAAAAAAAGGCAGGUCAAAGAAACGCAACGUACCUUGGGCAUGAGACCCAAAAUGAAAUUCUUGAUUGUCUUGCUGAAAUGGUCCGCACCUCAAUAACUACCGAAGUAGCCCAAAGUGAGGCUUUUAGUAUUUUGGUUGACGAGACCAAAGACAUGAGCAAGAAGGAACAGAUGUCCUUUGUAAUAAGAUACUAUGACAAUGGGUCAGUAUGUGAAAGCUUCCUUGCCUUUGAGGCAGCACAGCGCCUGGAUGCUGCAGCACUUUCACAGAAAAUAGUACAAAUUUUGCAGAACCAUGGCCUUGACUACAAAAACCAUCUAGUAGGGCAAGCAUAUGACGGAGCCUCAGUCAUGAGCGGAAAGAACACAGAUUUUAAGUGGCCCCACCUGGCCACCCCUAUGAAAAAUUUCUGCAGGCGCCACUGCAUCCACCAUGGCCUCCCACUUAGCGAGCAGAUCUAG
Molecule: messenger RNA, 1330 nt
Organism: Acanthopagrus latus (yellowfin seabream)
Lineage: Eukaryota; Metazoa; Chordata; Actinopteri; Spariformes; Sparidae
Product: zinc finger MYM-type protein 1-like
Exons: 4
Coding region: 95-1330 (411 amino acids)
Source: RefSeq, a predicted model, not a curated record